Marmota flaviventris (yellow-bellied marmot) is the source of this 1623-nucleotide messenger RNA. The record is from RefSeq and is a predicted model, not a curated record. Lineage: Eukaryota; Metazoa; Chordata; Mammalia; Rodentia; Sciuridae.
AUGGCCCCAAAAGAUUCUCCCCUCCUGGUAUUCAUGACUUUGAGUAGUCUGCUCCCACACCAGGAAGCUGGCUGCCAUAUUGAAGAUCUGUGGAAAGAUCAGAAAGCCCUGUGGAAAGACAAGAUACUAAGGCCUCCAGUCAACAGCCAUGUGAGUGAUUCACUGAAAAGGAAGAAUAUUAGAAUAACUAAUGAGGACUUCUUUGACCACUCCCGCGACGUGGCGGCCAUCCACUGUGGACACAUCUUCCACCUUCAGUGUGGCCUAAUUCAGCGGUUUGAGACAGCACCAAGUCGGACUUGCCCACAAUGCCGAAUCCAGGUUGACAAAAGAACCAUUAUCAAUAAGCUCUUCUUUGACUUUGCCCAGGAGGAGGAGAGUGUCUUGGAUGCAGAAUUCUUAAAGAAUGAACUGGACAAUAUCAGAGCCCGGCUUUCCCAGAAAGAAAGAGAGAAACAGGACAGCCAGCUUAUUAUCGACACUCUGCAAGACACUCUGGAAGAGCACAACACCACUGUGGAAUCUCUGCAAAAGGCCUUAGGCAAGGCUGAGAUGCUAUGCUCUAUACUCAAAAAGCAGAUGAAGUUCUUAGAGCAGCAACAAGAUGAGACAGAACAAGCACGGGAGGAAGCCUGCAGACUUAGGAGCAAGAUGAAGACCAUGGAGCAGAUUGAGAUCCUACUCCAGAGUCAGCGGCCUGAGGUGGAGGAGAUGAUUCGAGACAUGGGUAUGGGACAAUCAGCGGUGGAGCAACUGGCUGUGUAUUGUGUGUCGCUCAAGAAAGAGUAUGAGAAUCUAAAAAAGACAUGGACGGCCUCGGGGGAGUUGGCUGACAAACUGAGAAAGGACUUGGUCUCCUCCAAAAGCAAGUUGCAGACAGUCUACUCUGAAUUGGAUCAGGCCAAGUGGGAGCUGAGAGUGGCCCAAAAGGACUUACAGAAUGCUGACAAGGAAAUCACGAGCCUGAAAAAGAAGCUUAAUGAUGUUGUAGGAACCUUGAACCUUCCACCAGUGGCCAGUGAGACUGUCAACCGCCUGGUUUUAGAGAGCCCAGCUCCUGUGGAGAUGCUGAACCUGAAGCUCCACCGGCCAUCAUUCGGUGAUGAUGUUGACCUCGAUGCUUCCUUCAAUGUGGAUACCCCACAAGCCCAGCCCUCCAACUCCCAGCAUGGCCACUCCAAGAGGCUAUGCCUUGAGAAGGCACACUCUCCUGUUCAGGACAUUCUCAAGAAGAUGCCCAGAGGUCCCAAGCAGAAGUCCCAGCUCUCUUUGGGUGGCUAGCACUGUGCAAGAGAGCCAGAUGAGGACCUGGCUGGUGCCUUCCCUGUCUUUAUCCGGAAUGCUGUUCUGGGUCAGAAACAGCCAAAGAGGGCCAUAGCAGAGUCCUGUCGCAGCACAGAUGUGAUAAGAACAGGUUUUGAUGGCCUUGGAGGCCAGACAAAAUUCAUACAGCCUACUAACACAGCCAUGAUUCACCCACUGCCUGUUAAACCCAAGACGAAGGCUAAGAAGAGAGUGAGGGUGAGGACUAUAAACCCUUCCUUCCUCCCAGGCCAAGUUGCCAUUCCUGUGGCAAUGAGAACAGUGAAUCUGAGCAGUGGCCAGACACAUGCCUCCAACUAG